Messenger RNA from Funneliformis caledonium, 651 nucleotides. Lineage: Eukaryota; Fungi; Glomeromycota; Glomeromycetes; Glomerales; Glomeraceae. The record is from the annotation of a GenBank genome assembly.
AUGAAAAGGGUAGCAUUUUAUAAGAAAGUUUAUGAAAGAAAAAGAAAAAAUGAUGAAGGAGAGAAUUCACAAGAGAAACGAAGAAAGCAGGAUCAUGAUAGUUCUGAAGAUGAAAACCGAUCACAGGAAGUAAGAAAAGAACGCGCAAUGGAAAUGGUAAAAACAAAGUGGUUAGAGAUGGAACAACAAAGAAAGCUUCAAGGAAAUGUGAAUAGAGUUCCACCAUCCAAGAGACUUAAACAUCCAUCUAUGCCAUCAUCACGUUCGAAGUUCACUUCAUGUGAUAUCCUCUUUUCUCAGCAAAGAAAGAAAACUAAUGAUAAUUAUGAUGAUUUAGUGGAAUUAUUAUCUGAACCUUUACAUGAACUGAUUACAGCUCAUACUGUGUAUGGAUUAUUUGAGAAUUUUACUCCCUUUCAACUGAGUGAAACCGUUGACAAAUGUAAAGUCCGUAGUAUAUUCAAAUUUAAUAAUCCUGAAAGAAGAGAGUACUGUAAACUAUUGUAUCAUCAAUACAUCAAAACUAAUAUGGAUAGUACAACUAAAUCUCUCGGGAGUUGGAUCAAUUCUUUAAUAUUCGAAAGCAUUAAGUUUGGUCAUGUCAGUGAUAAAGCACAUCUCCACAACUUUAUGCAUAGGCAAACACCUUGA